This is a messenger RNA of Scatophagus argus, 1972 nucleotides long. RefSeq names its product caspase 8, apoptosis-related cysteine peptidase (gene casp8). The record is from RefSeq and is a predicted model, not a curated record. Gene Ontology annotation, molecular function: cysteine-type endopeptidase activity; protein binding. Gene Ontology annotation, biological process: proteolysis; negative regulation of extrinsic apoptotic signaling pathway via death domain receptors. The transcript is spliced from 12 exons. NCBI's taxonomy places the organism in Eukaryota, Metazoa, Chordata, Actinopteri, Scatophagidae. Bases 229 to 1698 code for a protein of 489 amino acids.
UCCAGAAAGUGAAACCAGAAAGUUGUGGGGUGGCUUUUUAAGUUUUCACAGGACAUCUUUGGCUAAGGGAACGAGUGACGCCAAAAAAUAAAAAACAAAUAAAAUUCACAACUACAACUUAAGUUGAGAAUUUCUCGCUCUUUAAAGGGAAGACACAUCUUUUCGCUUCUGCCAGGUAAAGUCCAGUGAGCCGAGCACCAGGCCUGUGCUGGUGGGAGAGGGUCUGUGAUGGACAGGCUAACGCUGUCCCGCAUAGAUGAGGAGCUGGACUCCUCUGAGGUGGCCGCUCUCUGCUUCUUGUGUCGUGAUGUUGUCAACAGGAAACGCCUGGAGAAGAUCGAGGAUGCAAAGGGGCUGUUUUUGAGACUAGAAGAAAAAGGUCUGCUGGAGAACCACUUGUUCCUUUCAGAGCUGCUCCGAACUAUCCGUCGAGCAGAUCUCCUCAACCUCCUGGAGACAGACAGCAGGCGACCAGAAGAAACCGAUUCAAAUCCCAUGCUGUCAGAUUACAGGGUGCUGCUGUACCAGGUAUAUGAGGACCUCACUAAGGAGAAUCUGAACAAGAUGAAGUUCUUGUUAAUCGACAAGCUGAACAGAAGACAAAUUGAGGCUUGCAAUACAGCACUGGAUGUAUUUGUAGAAAUGGAAAGGACUGGUUCUCUAUCAAAUACAAAACUUGAUGUGCUACAUGAUCUACUACUGAAACUGGACCAACAGCUGGCAUCAACUGUACAAGACUACAGGCGCAGACUAACCCAAAUGCCUCAACCUACACCACAACCUCACGUUAGCAUGGAUCACCAGAAUAUCAACAACACCCCUCAGCCGAAACAUGCUUCUCUAUCCGUAUCUGAGAGUGAGCCAAGUGAUGUAGGACAGAACGUUUACUCCGAUGCAGAAUCAGUCACCGUUAUCUCCUCUCUUUAUGAUCAGACAGAGUACUAUGCCCUGAGUCAUAACCCUCGUGGUAUGUGUGUGGUCAUUAACAAUGAGAAGUUCCUGGGAAAAGAGCUGAAAAAUAGAGCAGGAACCCAGCAGGAUGAGUGCGCACUGCGCAACCUGUUCACCCGCCUUGGCUUUACUAUGGUGGUGCACAACAACUUGACUGCAGACGACAUGCGACAUGUACUAAGAGAGCUUGGCACACGGAAUUUUCGGGAUCACGAUGCUUUGGUGGUAUGCGUGCUUUCCCAUGGAGAAAACGGAUGUGUGUUUGGUACUGAUGAGGAGCAGGUGUCCUUGCGAGAGCUGACUCAGCCCUUCACGAGCGGACGAGCUCCCACCUUGGUGGGGAAGCCCAAACUGUUCUUCAUCCAAGCGUGUCAGGGAAGCGGUUACCAGAGGGGAUCCAUGCCGUACCCAAGUGCAAGUCAGGAGAAGGAUGGCAAUGGGAGUCGCCUGGAGGAAGAUGCAGGUCGUGUGUAUGCCGAGACAGUGCCUUCUGAUGCUGACUUCCUGCUGGGCAUGGCCACUGUGCCAGAGUACAAGUCAUUUCGGAACACAUCCACAGGCUCCAUCUACAUCCAGGAGCUGUGCAUACAGCUGACAAAGGCAGCAGAAAGCCCGGAGGAGGAUGACAUACUCAGCGUCCUGACACGUGUGAACAGGGAGGUCAGCAAAGGAGAAUUUUUACGCUACAAACAAAUGCCAGAGCCUAAAUACACGCUCACUAAGAAGCUCGUCCUCAAAUUUGUGUGAGCUGAUGGGGACAGACUGCAGUGCUGGAAAUGUGCCAAACUCCCUUGCUUACUUUGUGUAUGACUGUGGUGUGUGUGUGUGUGUGUGUUUUAAUCUCUAUAUCUGAUACAGCUGGUUGGAUGAAUUACUUCAAGAAGUUGGUGUCUCUUAAUCUUGAGGGCAAAACAACAUCAUGGGAAAUAAAAUGUUGGAGGAGCCACUUAGAGCAAAUGUCCGUUUGAGUUGUUUACAAUUGUUGUGGAAAAAUAAAUAAGACAUAAUUUGGGAAGUUUCA